AAAUCAUCAUCAGAAAUAACAACAAUAGUAUAUACAAAUACUUCUGUACCACUCCUAUUGGACAUUAUGACGGAUGAUAUUCAUUCAACAAAUCAAUCUGAGUAACAAUAAAAUGAACAAGAUACUUAUAAACUAGCUGCUCAAUCUGACAAUUUGACAAUUGUAAAUUCAAUAAUUAUCCUAGUUUAACAAUAGAUGAGGAAACUUCGUUAAGUGAUAAAAUGCUUUUGACAUGAGUCUUAUCUCAUUAGGUGGUAGACUCUAUUGAGAUUAGAGAAAAUCUUCGUCUGAUCAUCUUUAAAAAACUUACUUUUGAGAUAUGAAAAGAUGGAGUUCGCUUUUCUUCGUAACAGAAUUUUCAAUAUUGCUGUCUCAGGAUAGAAGAUAUUCAGAAGUUUCUGACACUUACACACAAUGAAUUAAUCCUAUCAAGAACUUGAUUUUGAAGGUGAUCUGAAGAGAAAUUCACUAAAGUGACUAUUACGCAAACAAAAAAGAUCCAUUCAGAUUCCAAUCCCAAAAAAAAGUCAACUUUGUCCAUCCCUAACUCACACCAACGUUGGAGAUAUUACUUUUUUUACCAUUGAAAUCAUUUGAAUAUGCAUUUAAACAAUCUGUUAUAAAUUUAUUUUUAGGAAUAUUUGAUUAAUCCAGAUCCAUUAAUAGCUCAGGUGGAUGUAACAUUUCUUUUAGAAAAUCGAAUAUCAUUUAUUAUUGAUCAUAUUAAUAUUCAUGUUAUUUGUAGUAUGAAUUCGAAAUUAUUAAAUACAACAAGUGCAAAUUUAAUAUAA
Messenger RNA from Rotaria sordida, 791 nucleotides. The record is from the annotation of a GenBank genome assembly. Lineage: Eukaryota; Metazoa; Rotifera; Eurotatoria; Philodinida; Philodinidae.